CUCAUUAUUACUUAGUUUGAUAGGAUAGCUGCUUCAAGUAGGAAAAUCAUUUCAUAAGAAGAUAUGAUUGACCCUUACACAUUCUCUCAUGUUGAGAUAUGACUGACCUUGAGUUUGUUACAAGAUGAUGAUGAUACUUUACUAUAGCAGGCUCUUGCUAUGUCGAUGGAUGAGCCUGCCUCUAGCCAAGAUUUACAGGAUAAUGAGAUGUCAGAUGCAACUGCUGAGGAUCUAGAGCUAGCAUUAGCUCUUCAAUUAUCUGUGCAAGACAGUACAAAAGAUUCAUCUAGUCAGCCAGAUAUGAGUAAGUUGUUGGCAGACCAGUCUUUUGCAUCCAACAUCCUUGUGUCGGUAUGUCUUGUAUUUCUUGUUUAUCUUUUCCGCCCCCUACACCAGAUUUAAAAUAAAGAUCAUUUAAUGGUAAAACAAUUGCUUGUGCAGCUUCCUGUGGUAUAUCCAAACUUCCAA
Hibiscus syriacus is the source of this 468-nucleotide messenger RNA. RefSeq names its product 26S proteasome non-ATPase regulatory subunit 4 homolog. The record is from RefSeq and is a predicted model, not a curated record. Lineage: Eukaryota; Viridiplantae; Streptophyta; Magnoliopsida; Malvales; Malvaceae. The transcript has 2 exons. The coding region runs from base 160 to 402 and encodes 80 amino acids.